AUGGCUUUCGUAGCACGAAACGCCCUGAGGCUCUCUCGAGCUGCCGCCCCCCGAGCCGCUCCCCGAGUGGCGGCCGCUCCUCGCCUCUUCUCCGCCUCCAGCGUCAGUCGUGUCUCCAACACCGAGACCAAGCAGAAUGUCGUUCGCGAGAAGGAGAUUCCCGUCACGGAUUACCGUGCCGGCCACAGUGAUAAGCACACCGUCGCCGUCCCCGAGGCUGCGUCGCAGGUCCCUUGCGACUCUCCCGCUCCUCCCUCCGACCAUGACACCAUCCAGCCCCUCUCCCGCAAGGUCUUCGAGAACAUGCCCCCCACGAUGCGGAACAUGACGGUCUAUGGCAAGACCAUCAUCGUCACCGGCGGUGCUCGCGGUCUCGGGAACCACAUGGCCCGCGCUUGCGCCGAGGCUGGCGCCAAGGCCAUCGUCAUCUUCGAUGCGAACCAGGAUCUCGGCGAUGACGCCGCAGCCGAGCUGCACGACAGGUCCGGCAUUCCUGUCUCCUUCUUCAAAGUCGAUGUCCGCGACGGUGCCGCCAUCAACGCCGCCGUCGAAUCCGUCGUCGAGAUGUACGGCACCCCCGACGUUCUCGUGAACGCCGCCGGCAUUGCCGACUCCAACAUCAAGGCCGAGACCUACGACCCGGCCAUGUUCCGACGCCUCAUCGACAUCAACCUUACGGGUACCUUCCUCAUGUCCCAGUCCGUCGGUCGUGCCAUGAUGGCCGCCGGAAAGCCCGGUAGCCUGAUCCUCGUCGCCUCCAUGUCCGGCUCCGUCGUCAACUACCCUCAGGAGCAGAGCUGCUACAACGCCUCCAAGGCCGGCGUCAUCCAGUUCGCCAAGUCCAUAGCCGCCGAAUGGGCCAAGCACGGCAUUCGUGUCAACUGCAUCUCUCCUGGUUACAUGGACACCGCCCUCAACCGUGUGCCCGCCCUCGAGGCCCAGAAGAAGAUCUGGAAAUCUCUGACGCCCCAGGACCGUCUCGGCGGCGUCGACGAGCUGAACGGCCUCUGCGUCUUCCUCGCAUCCGACUCUUCCAGUUUCAUGACUGGCUCCAACGUCCUCAUCGACGGUGGCUACUCGUGCUAUUAA
Molecule: messenger RNA, 1089 nt
Organism: Drechmeria coniospora
Lineage: Eukaryota; Fungi; Ascomycota; Sordariomycetes; Hypocreales; Ophiocordycipitaceae
Exons: 1
Coding region: 1-1089 (362 amino acids)
Molecular function (GO): oxidoreductase activity, acting on the CH-OH group of donors, NAD or NADP as acceptor
Source: RefSeq, a predicted model, not a curated record